GAAGUGAGAUGAGAUGUCAGAUAAAUCAGACAAACUUCUACUGAACUGAACAUUUCUCUGCAGACGUCUUCUGAUCUCAGUAUGAGGACAAUUGUUGGUUUUAUUCUGUUAAUCCAUCUGACAACUUCUAAGAGUAAUUCUACCAGUAAUGUAGUUGCUGUAUGUGAGCGAUCAAGGGAUUAUGUGCCUCUUGAAAUUAUGAGGGAUCAUAAAUUCAACCCUUCACCCUUACACAGUCUAUCUUUGAAAGUGAAUGAAUGUGAAAACUCUCUCUCUAUCAACUGGUCUGUUAACAUUGAUGGCAGCAUUCAAUCCCUUACUGGCACAUGGAUAAAAGUGUUUGGUCCUCUUGAAUUAAAAUAUAAAUGUCAAUACCAGCCUCCAUUUACCUCAGAGGAGAAUAAUCUCACUGGAAUACAGCAGGUACAUUUCAGUUUGACUGUUGAAAAUUUUUCUGUUGAUCCUGAAACCACGUAUCUUGUACUUGGCUAUAAUCUUCCCACCCCACCCGGUGUAUCUACAGAGGGUUACACGAAGAGCAGCGUUUAUGAAACACAAGGAUGUGAGAUAAGAAAGAAACCAUUGUGCGAUCCAUGGGAUGCUAAUGUUUCUUCAGUCCUUUAUGAUGAAAAGAUAGCGGUUAAGUUUUUUACCACUUCAAUGACUGAUACGUACAUCGUCCAACUCAUGGACGAAACUGAUAUAUUGAACACUACAAGGAUAAAGGAGGUGGGAAAAGAAGAAAAGCUUAAAGUUGAACUGCCAUAUUCUGGGACCUGUAAAGACUUCAUGAUAUGGAUCACCCCAUCCAUUGAAAACUGUAAGGAUUUACACUGUUGUACUGUUAAACAUGAAGUGAAGUGUACAAACAGUUCAGGGCUGGCUGUCGCUGUUGCUGUUGGAUGUGUGCUGGUGUUUCUUCUAGUAGUGUUCGUCUGCUACUUCAUGCGUCGGACAUGGGGUCACGGCCGUGGUUCAGAGCUCAGCGCAUGCGUCCAGGUGUUGGUUGUGUAUCCUGCAGUAGAUGGUGUAUUUCAGCACAAAGUGAUGCUCCUGGCUGAGUCACUGCAGAGCUGUGGAGAUAUAAGAGUCGUGAUUGACACCUGGGACAGAGGAAGUUUAUCAGAACAAGGACUGAUCCGCUGGCUUCACACGGAGGCUGAACUCGCUGACAGAAUUCUCUUCGUCUUACCACCUCAACAUCCACAUACUGAAGACAUAAAAGUGAAUCCACACCACACUGUUUCAGCCUCUGCCAGCAGUCUUUUCGCCUUGGCCCUUAACCUGGUUACCAGCUCAGCCCACGACCCACACAAGCUGGACAAGUUUUGGGUCGUCGACCUGGAGCCGAAUGAGGAGAAGAGGAAGGUGCCUGCUGAACUGAGAGGCUGUGGGAUGUUUGUUCUGCCCAGAGAUCAGCAGAAGCUUCAUCAGAAGAUCUCAAACCGAACAAACACCAAGAGCUCAGUGCGGAUGAGAUGCUUCAAUCAUUUCCCAUGAAAUAAACCGGUUGGAGAUGAAAACAACCUUUACUGGAUCAGUCUGUGUUAAUGUCGUCAUCAGUAUCACAUGCUACAGCAUCAGCACAGAACAAAGUCUUCAACUUUUAGCAUGAAUAUGAGCACCAUACAGUAGUUGUGAAGGUCCAUAUAAUCUUUAUUUUUAUUUUAAGCCAUUCUUCACUAUAUUAUGUAUCGCUCUGCUAUCUGUAGAUGUACGGAAGAGGAUUAGGGCCACUGGUGAAUUUUUUUUUUUAAUUCUGACUU
This is a messenger RNA of Paramisgurnus dabryanus, 1766 nucleotides long. RefSeq names its product interleukin 17 receptor B (gene il17rb). The record is from RefSeq and is a predicted model, not a curated record. Gene Ontology annotation, molecular function: interleukin-17 receptor activity. Lineage: Eukaryota; Metazoa; Chordata; Actinopteri; Cypriniformes; Cobitidae.